Molecule: messenger RNA, 2067 nt
Organism: Lachancea mirantina
Lineage: Eukaryota; Fungi; Ascomycota; Saccharomycetes; Saccharomycetales; Saccharomycetaceae
Source: the annotation of a GenBank genome assembly
AUGAACGCACCGGCAAAACCCGCGAUGAUGACGAUGGCCAGUACCAAUCGUAACCAGACGCCUUCGCCGCGGUCCAGCACGUCGCAGGAGAGCACGCACGACGCGCUGGCGCGCGUCGUGCGGUCUGGCGACGCCGGGCCUGCUAAGGCGAUGCGGUUCGUGGUCGCCCGGAUGUUCCAGGUCGAGGACCCCGGCGUGGUACGUGCCCUGCGUGCCGUCGACCUCGUGCUCGACCAGACGUACUCGGAGUCGCUGACGCUGCGUAAGCUCGGCGAUCUGACCUCCAAUCGGCAAUACCACUAUUUCAACACAGUGGCGCGGCAUCGCGACAUCAGCAGGUGUCCCGUUGCGGUUCUGGCGCUGUACGCGGUACAGCGAUGGGGCGGCGGCCGGCCCGCGGCGACGAUCCGGUUUGACAACUACAUGGACGUGCCGUUGCUCGGGGACGACGUUUGCGACGUUGCCGCCGGCGACGCCGUCGGCGACGCCGUCGGCGACGCUCCACCGCCGUCGCUGUCCAGCCAGGACUCCCCAGAGCUGUUUUCGCCCGAGCGCACCAGCGGGCCGUCGUCGACCUCCGUUUGGGGCCGCAACAAGAUGGCGCGCAUGCUCGAGCCGCCUGCAGCGCUUCUGUACGUGGUUUUCCCCUGGCUGUUGACGCUCAAGGACGAUCUCGAGCACCGCGAUCGCACCAACUACAACUUGCACUCUGUGUGCGAAUUAUUCGAGUUUCUCGCCAAAGUGGCGAUCCAGGAUUUCGCCUGGCUCGUCUGCAGCAAUGAUCUGCCGCGGUGGCAAGCUGUCAUGGUCGAUUGCGUACCGAAGCUUGCCUCUAAUGGGUCCUUUUUACAAUACCAGGCCAAGCUACAACCGCAAGUUCCGGGUCCAGCGGCGAGCCAGCCUCCAGGUCGCUCCUCUCAGCCGCAAUGGCGUGAAGAAAUUUUGUCGCGCGUCGAAGAUAGCUACAUCGAGAUUUCGCGCAGGUUCGCGCUCCACAAUCAGUCUGUAUCACACGAAAUUCAGGGCCUCAAGUCCGAGCUGGGUCAGCUGCGGCAACUCAUCUCCGAUCUCGUACAGUCCCAGAAGCAACUCUUGAACAAGCAUCGUUCCCAGUCCUUUGGUAGUAUGGGUAACGGAUCCUUGGCCAUGGAUAGAAACACUUUUGCUAGUAAUGCUAUCAAUGGCAUCGUUGGUGCUUCCGAGGAGCAAUCUCCCGCUGCAACGUCUCUGGCUCCUUUAAACAUGCUCCACUCGCUCAGCACAUCUGGAAUGCCCGAUUCCCAGAAACGAAAGCUACCAUUACCGGCAACUUCGGGGUUCUCGCCUCAACCAGCAGAUUCGCCUUUCAAAAGAUUCAAAUUCGAUGAAGCUCGACUCUCGCAACCUCCCAUCAACCCCACGGCCACUUUGGAUUCACUUCUCUCCAAGCCCAUGGGCAAUCAAGGGUUGAGUAUACCCUCUCUCAGCGGAUUGGGCGCCUCGGCUCAAAUUUCCUCCAACUAUUCGACUCCCGGAAACACAACACAACUGGCAUAUAGAAAUCCAGAUCAUCUGGAGCCCCACGAACCUUCUGGAGCGACCAGUGACGGUGAUGCUGCUAACGAGGCCUUCAAAUAUAAACUUUCGCGUGAUAACAAAACGGUAUGGGAUUUGUACAACGAAUGGUACGUCGGUUUAGGUGGAAAUCCGUCCAUCAAGUCUCUUAUAGAGAUGUAUGGCUGGAGAAGAUGGAAAGUAAAUGACGAUUCCCAUUUCUUCCCGACAAGACGCAUCAUAAUAGACUACAUCGAACGAGAAUGCCAAAGAGGUCUGCGUCACGGUCGAUUUGUAAAUACGGACCGCGAAGCGAUUCGGAAAGUGGUUACAGAAGACCUCGAGAAAUUUAGAGUAGCCAACGGACUCAGCCUUAACAGUUUGUCCAUGUACAUUCGAAACCUAACGAGGAGGAACGCAGAGAUAUGCAUAUACAGUAAUUUCCAAGAUUGGGCAAUUACAUUGCUAAGCGAAGACAUCAAGAAUAAAUUCUGCAGAAGGCACCACCAUCGACAUCGCCCAGAAAUGAACUAA